AUGCCAUUACCGUCAUCAUCCAUCAUCUCCAUCAUCCCCAUCAUCCCCAUCAUCCCAUCAUCUCCAUCAUCUCCAUCAUCAUCCAUCAUCCCCAUCAUCCCCAUCAUCCUCAUCAUCAUCAUCAUCACCCCCAUCAUCAUUCCCCUCAUCAUCAUCCCCAUCAUCCCCAUCAUCCCCAUCAUCCCCAUCCCCAUCAUCCACAUCUCCAUCCCCAUCAUCCCCAUCAUCCCAUCACCCCCAUCAUCCCCAUCACCCCCAUCAUCCCCAUCAUCCCAUCAUCCAUCAUCCCCAUCAUCUCCAUCAUCUCCAUCAUCAUCCCCCAUCUCCCCAUCAUCCCAUCAUCUCCAUCAUCCCCAUCAUCACACCAUUCAUCCCCAUCAUCUCCAUCAUCUCAUCAUCAUCCAUCAUCCCCAUCAUCCCCAUCAUCCCCUCAUCCCCAUCAUCAUCAUCAUCAUCUCCAUCACCCCCAUCAUCCAAAUCACCCCAUCAUCCCAUCAAUCAUCAUCCACAUCAUCUCCAACAUCCCCAUCAUCCCCAUCAUCAUCCCAUCAUCUCCAUCACACCCAUCAUCCCCAUCAUCUUUAUCAUCUUUAUCAUCUCCAUCAUCCACAUCAUCCCCAUCAUCCAUCAUCAUCAUCCAUCAUCUCCAUCAUCCCCAUCAUCCCCAUCAUCCCAUCAUCCCCAUCACCCCCAUCAUCUCCAUCAUCCCCAUCAUCCCAUCAUCCCCAUCAUCCCCAUCCCAUCAUCAUCCCCAUCAUCCCCAUCAUCUCCAUCAUCCCCAUCAUCCCCAUCAUCAUCCCCAUCAUCCCCAUCACCCCAUCCCAUCAUCAUCCAUCAUCAUCCCCAUCAUCCCCAUCAUCCCCAUCAUCCCCAUCAUCCCCAUCACCCCCAUCAUCCCCAUCAUCUCCAUCAUCCCUAUCAUUUCCAUCAACUCCAUCAUCUCCAUCACCCCCUUCAUCCCCAUCACCCCCAUCAUCUCCAUCAUCUCCAUCAUCCCCAUCAUCCAUCAUCGCCCCCAUAACCAUCAUCAUCCACAUCAUCCCCAUAACUUCCAUCAACUCCAUCAUCCCCCUUCAUCCCCCAUCAUCUCCAUCAUCCCCAUCAUCCCAUCAUCCCCAUCACCCCAUCAUCCCCAUCAUCUCCAUCAUCUCCAUCAUCCCCAUCAUCAUCCCCAUCAUCCCCAUCAUCACCCUCAUCAUCCCCAUCAUCCCCUUCUUCCCACGUCACCCCCAUCAUCUCCAUCCCCAUCACUCCCAUCAUCCAUCAUCCCCAUCAUCCCCAUCCCCAUCAUCCCAUCAUCCCCAUCACCCCCAUCAUCCCCAUCAUCCCCAUCAUCCCCAUCAUCAUCAUCCCCAUCAUCCCCAUCAUCCCCAUCAUCAUCCACAUCAUCCUUCAUCAUCCCCAUCAUCCAUCAUCUCCAUCCCCCAUCAUCCCAUCACCCCAUCAUCCCCAUCAUCUCCCAUCCCCAUCAUCCCCAUCAUCCCCAUCAUCAUCCAUAAUCAUCACCCCAUCACCCCCAUCAUCCCCAUCAUCCCCAUCAUCCCAUCAUCCAUCAUCUCCAUCAUCUCCAUCAUCCCCAUCACCCCCAUCAUCCCCAUCACCCCAUCAUAUCCAUCAUCCCCAUCAUCUCCAUUAUCUCCAUCACCCAUCUCUCAUCCCCAUCACCCCAUCAUCACCCCCAUCAUCUCCAUCAUCAUCCAUCACCCCCAUCAUCCCCAUCAUCUCCAUCAUCCACAUCAUCCACAUCAUCACCAUCAUCAUCCCAUCAUCAUCCACAUCACCCCCAUCAUCCCCAUCAUCUCCAUCAUCCCCAUCAUCCCCAUCAUCCCCAUCAUCCCCAUCAUCCCCAUCAUCCCAUCAUCCCCAUCAUCCCCAUCAUCACCGCUUCAUAUCCCCAUCACCCCCAACAUCCCAUCAUCCCCAUCAUCCCCAUCAUCCCCCAUCACCCCCAUCAUCCCCCAUCAUCCCCAUCACCCCCAUCACCCCAUCAUCCACAUCAUCCUCCAUCAUCCCCAUCACCCCCAUCAUCCCCAUUAUCUCCAUCACCCCCAUCACCCCCAUCAUCCCCAUCAUCUCCAUCAUCUCCACCCAAAUCAUCCCCAUCAUCUCCAUCAGCCCCUUCAUCCCCAUCACCCCAAAUCAUAUCCAUCAUCCCCAUCAUCCCCUUCAUCCCCAUCACCCCCAUCAUCCCCAUCACCGCCAUCACCCCCAUCAUCUAUCAUCAUCUCCAUCAUCUCCAUCAUCCCCAUCGUCCCCAUCAUCCCCAAUCAUCCCCAUCAUCUCCAUCAUCUCCAUCAUCCACAUCAUCCCCAUCAUCCCCAUCACCCCAUCAUCUCCAUCAUCUCCAUCAUCCCCAUCAUCCCCAUCACACCCAUCAUCAUCCCCUCAUCACACACACAUUCCCAUCAUCCCCAUCAUCAUCAUCAACCCCAUCAUCCCCAUCACCCCAAUCAUCCACAUCUCCUCCAUCAUCCCCAUCAUCCCCAUCACCCCCCAUCAUCCCCAUCCCCCAUCAUCCCCAUCAUCAUCCCCAUCAUCUCCAUCAUCCAUCAUCCCCAUCAUCUCCAUCAUCUCCAUCAUCCCCAUCAUCCCCAUCAUCCCCAUCAUCCCCAUCAUCAUCCCCAUCAUCAUCCAUCAUCCCCCCAUCAUCCCCAUCAUCUCCAUCAUCCAUCAUCCAUCCAUCUUCCCCAUCAUCCCAUCACCCCCAUCAUCCCCCUUCACCCCAUCAUCCCAUCAUCAUCUCCACAAUCCCCAUCAUCACCCCAUCAUCCUCAUCAUCCACAUCAUUCAUCCCCAUCAUCCCCAUCAUCUCCAUCAUCAUCCCCAUCACCCCCAUCAUCCCAUCUCCUCCAUCAUCCCCAUCAUCCACCAUCACCCCCAUCAUCCCUACACCCCCAUCAUCCAAAUCAUCCAUCAUCCCCAUCUCCCAUCAUCUCCAUCAUCCCCAUCAUCCCCAUCAUCCCCAUCACCCCCAUCAUCCCUAUCAUCCAUCAUCCCAUCAUCUCCAUCAUCUUCAUCAUCUCCAUCAUCCCCCCAUCACCCAUCAUCCCCAUCAUCCCCAUCAUCAUCCCCUUCAUCCCCAUCAUCCCCAUCAUCCCCCCAUCCCCAUCAUCCCCAUCAUCCAUCAUCCCCAUCAUCUCCAUCAUCCCCAUCAUCCCCAUCAUCCAUCCCCCAUCAUCCCCAUCAUCUCCCAUCAUCCCCCUUCAUCCACGUCAUCCCCAUCGCCUCCAUCACCUCCAUCACCCCCUUCAUCCCCAUCCCCCCCCAUCAUCCCCAUCAUAUCCAUCAUCCCCAUGA
Messenger RNA from Danaus chrysippus (African queen), 3297 nucleotides. NCBI's taxonomy places the organism in Eukaryota, Metazoa, Arthropoda, Insecta, Lepidoptera, Nymphalidae. The record is from the annotation of a GenBank genome assembly.